Molecule: messenger RNA, 3100 nt
Organism: Arabidopsis thaliana (thale cress)
Lineage: Eukaryota; Viridiplantae; Streptophyta; Magnoliopsida; Brassicales; Brassicaceae
Gene: TRZ4
Product: tRNAse Z4
Exons: 10
Coding region: 442-2973 (843 amino acids)
Biological process (GO): tRNA processing
Cellular component (GO): mitochondrion
Molecular function (GO): 3'-tRNA processing endoribonuclease activity; RNA endonuclease activity producing 5'-phosphomonoesters, hydrolytic mechanism
Source: RefSeq, marked reviewed
GAAAAAAAAAACGGGAAGAAGCUUGAGCUUGUCACUCACUAGCUUGAGGAAAAAUGUUAACUUCAUCAAUGCCUCAAAACCUAAGCCUUUUCGGAUUUUCUCCUCUCAAGUCUUCUUCGUUCGCUCUUAUUCUCAGACCCUUUUCUCUCUACCCACCAAUCUUCGCUUCUUCUUCUCCGGCUCCGAGUCGUCGUCCUCCUCGCACCGCCGGUUACCGUCGCAGUGGCCCUUCUCCUCCGAGACGCAAAUGGAGUAGUUUCGAGGAGCAGAAGAGAAAAGGUAGGUCUCCGAUGGAGAAAGAUAAAGCUAUUAGCUUUAAUCACUCUUCUGAUUCUUUCGAGUUUAAUAAGAGAAGAGCUGAGGGAUUGGAUAAGGUCGAUAAGCCUAAGAAGAAUCUCAAGAGGAAUACUCGCACCCUUAACCCUACCAAUACCAUCGCCUAUGUUCAGAUCCUUGGGACUGGAAUGGAUACACAGGAUACGUCACCUUCUGUAUUACUCUUCUUUGACAAACAAAGAUUCAUCUUUAAUGCUGGAGAGGGGUUGCAACGUUUUUGUACUGAACAUAAAAUUAAGUUAUCAAAGGUGUGACCAAACUUCUUCUUUUGGACUUACUACUACUUGUGUCUGUGAUGAGACGAGUUUAAUAUGUGAUGAUUCGCUUAACUCUUUUCAGGUAGAUCAUAUAUUUUUGUCUCGUGUGUGCUCAGAGACAGCAGGCGGGCUUCCAGGUCUUCUACUGACCCUAGCUGGUAUCGGGGAACAAGGACUAUCCGUCAACGUAUGGGGUCCUUCAGAUCUUAAGUAUUUGGUUGAUGCUAUGAGGUCAUUUAUCCCUCGUGCUGCCAUGGUUCAUACAAGAAGUUUUGGUCCAUCAUUGAAUAUAUCUGACUCUGCGCCUCAGAUUGGCUUAAGUAAACCCAAAGAUGAUGCCUAUGUUCUUGUGGAUGACGAAGUUGUGAAAAUAUCCGCCAUUCUCCUAGAACCAAGUCGCUUAGAGGAAUCUGGCAGCAAACCUGGUGAAACAGCAGUUAUAUAUGUAUGUGAAUUACCUGAAAUCAAAGGAAAGUUUGAUCCAAAGAAGGCCAUGGCUCUUGGAUUGAGAGCUGGUCCAAAGUACAGUUAUCUUCAGUCUGGACAGUCAGUCAAGUCAGAUUUUAAAGAUAUUACGGUUCAUCCGAGUGAUGUGAUGGGACCUUCAGUUCCUGGUCCUGUUGUUUUGCUUGUGGAUUGUCCAACAGAGUCACAUGCCGAGGAACUGCUAUCUAUCCCGUCUAUGAAGACUUAUUAUUCAUGUCUUGACAAUUCAACAGAUGGAGCUAAGCUUGUUAAUUGUAUUAUUCAUCUAAGUCCAGCUUCUGUAACAAAUAGUUCUACAUACCGAAGCUGGAUGAAGAGAUUCCAUUCUGCCCAGCACAUUCUCGCUGGACAUGAAGCGAAGAAUAUGGAGUUUCCAAUCCUGAGAGCCAGUUCUAGAAUCACAGCCAGACUUAACUAUUUAUGUCCACAGUUCUUCCCAGCUCCUGGAUUUUGGUCUCAUCAACAUGAUAAUAACUCGAUAAACCCCACUUCUUUGAGCAAGUGCUUCGAUUCGAAUCUUGGUGAAAGCAUUUCUGCUGAAAAUCUCCUCAAGUUCACUUUGCGUCCACAUGGUAAUCUUGGGGUAGACAGAUCUAGUAUCCCUAGUCGAUUAACAGCUUUACGAGUGAUGGAUGAGCUUCUUUCAGAAAUUCCUGAAAUCAGCAGUAAGACCGAAGAAAUCAAGCAGUUAUGGAAUGGACAACACAACAAGAUGAUGAUCGAAGAGCCAUGGCUGGGUGAAAGCACUGUUCCAAGCUGUCUUGAAAACAUUAGAAGAGACGACAUGGAGAUAGUUCUUUUGGGCACUGGUUCCUCCCAACCCUCAAAAUACCGAAAUGUCACGGCAAUUUACAUCGACCUAUUCUCUAGAGGCAGUAUUCUCUUGGAUUGUGGGGAAGGUACCUUAGGCCAGCUUAAACGAAGAUAUGGUUUAGAAGGAGCUGAUGAAGCAGUCAGAAACUUGAGAUGUAUAUGGAUCUCUCACAUCCAUGCUGAUCACCAUACGGGUCUUGCAAGAAUCCUUGCUCGCAGACGUGAGCUUUUGAAAGGAUUGGCUCAUGAGCCAGCAAUUGUGGUUGGACCGAGAUCGCUUAAGAACUUUCUCGAUGCAUAUCAAAGACUUGAGGAUUUAGAUAUGGAGUUUCUCGACUGCAGGAACACCACAACAACAUCUUGGGCUUCUGUAGAAACCAGCCGCCCUGAGAAAAAUACCAGUAGCGGCAAUGCAGAGGGUUCUUUGUUCAGUAAAGGAAGUCUAAUGCAGAGUAUAUAUAAAAGACCGAGCAGCCCACUGACAGACAAUUCUUCAGCUUUACCAUUCUUGAAGAAACUGAAAAAAGUCCUCGGCGAAAUGGGGUUGGAGCAUUUGAUUAGCUUUCCUGUUGUGCAUUGCCCUCAAGCCUUUGGGGUUUCGUUAAAAGCAGCAGAAAGAAAAAACAUUGCCGGAGAUGAGAUUCCGGGGUGGAAAAUGGUUUACUCGGGAGACACAAGGCCUUGUCCUGAGAUGGUUGAAGCUUCAAAAGGAGCAACAGUUCUUAUACAUGAGGCGACGUUUGAGGAUGCGUUGGUAGAAGAAGCUGUGGCUAAAAACCAUAGCACAACUAAAGAAGCAAUCAAAGUUGGAUCUUCAGCAGGUGUAUACCGAACCGUACUGACACAUUUUAGCCAGAGAUACCCAAAGAUCCCGGUGAUUGACGAAUCACAUAUGCACAAUACAUGCAUUGCCUUUGAUAUGAUGAGUAUAAACAUGGCGGAUUUACAUGUGCUUCCAAAGAUUUUACCUUACUUCAAAACUCUAUUCAGAAACCAAGUGGUUGAAGAAGAAGAAGAAGAAGAAGAGACUGAUGAUGAUAGCUUAAUACGUGACAAAGUCCCAAGCUUUUUCAUCAAUUAGUAUAUAGAUUAGAAUGUUCUGUUUUGUCCCCUGUUUUUGACUGUGUUGUAUUGUCUUUAGAAAUAAUAUCAAUUUAAUUGAUUUUUCCUGUGAGUGUGACAGAGGAAAUAAAUCAGUUUCAUGUGCA